AUGGAUGAUAAUGUCGCCAAAAGAAAACGUAUAACUGAUAUAGUGGUUGAUUCACCAAACAACCUGGACUUAGAGUCGUACAUUUCUAACUAUAAAGGACACACUAAAGUUGAUCGUCUACUAUUCAUAGCAAAACGAUGUCCUACACUCCAGAUUGAUGCUUAUAGACUUGCUCUACAAGAAUUACGCGAUAAUUCAUUAGAUACAGCCAAGUAUCUUCAAUCCGCUAGUAAGCUUAAUGAAGUUUUAACAGCUCAGGGAUACCCAUCAUAUUCGAUUGAUAGUGGUUGGGUGGAUUCCACACAAAAACGCGCGAAGACUUUAUUAGAAAGAUUGGACGCUGAGCUGAAAAAUUAUAAGAAUAACUUAAUAAAAGAGAGCAUAAGGAUGGGUCAUAACGAUCUUGGUGAUCAUUAUUAUAACUGUGGAAAUUUAACGAAUGCAUUGAAAUGCUAUUCUAGAACCAGAGAUUAUUGUACUACGGCAAAGCAUGUUAUAGAGAUGUGCUUGAAUGUUAUCAAGGUUUCCAUUGAAUUGGGCAACUUUUCUCAUGUGCACAGCUACGUCAUAAAAGCCGAGUCUACACCUGAUAUCCAACCACUCGUUCAAGCCAAACUUAAAGUGGCUGCUGCACUAGCACACCUUGACAAUAAUAAAUAUAAGCAAGCAGCUAAUUUAUUCUUAGAAACUAGCUUUGAGAUCGCUCAACCUCAAAGCCAAUAUUCUGAGGUUAUCUCACCCAAUGAUAUAGCAAUAUAUGGUGCCUUGUGCGCACUGGCUUCAUUUGAUCGCAAACAACUUAAAAAGCAAGUUAUUGAUAACGCUGAAUUUAAGCAAUUCCUUGAGCUUGAACCAAACAUUCGAGAACUUAUUUACGGAUUUUACAAUUCAAAAUAUAAUUCUGUGCUGACCGGUUUGGAAAGCUAUAAGAAUGAUUUUUUGCUUGAUAUUCAUUUACACAAUCACGUAGAAACUCUUUACGAUAACAUUCGUAAAAAGGCUUUGGUACAAUACUUCAGCCCUUUCCUUACAGUAGAUAUGAAUAAAAUGGCUGAAUCAUUCGGCACAAAUGUUUUAAAAUUAGAAAAGGAAUUAGCCAAGUUGAUUACGGAGAAUCUCAUUCAGGCGCGGAUUGAUAGUCAUAAAAAGAUUCUUUGUGCAAAACAACAAGACCAUCGGAGUAGUAUUUUUCAAAGGUCUUUAAAGAUGGGAGAUGAGUUUGAACUAAGCACUAAUGCAAUGUUACUUCGUAUGAAUUUGUUUAAGGCAAAUCUUAUUGUACAGACAGCUCAAAAGGGAGAAGGCGGAACAACAAGUUCAUCGAACGUCAACGCCGUAAUCAAUGCAGUAUGGCAGUCGCGAGAAAAACAACCGUAA
Messenger RNA from Acaulospora morrowiae, 1377 nucleotides. NCBI's taxonomy places the organism in Eukaryota, Fungi, Glomeromycota, Glomeromycetes, Diversisporales, Acaulosporaceae. The record is from the annotation of a GenBank genome assembly.